AUGGUUGAGAACCAGACCACACAGGCCCUGAUCGAUUCAGGGUGCGGCCAGACCUUGGUCCGCCAAUCUCUGGGACCACCGGCCGACCCCCGUCUGACGCCGAUACAGUUACAAUGCAUCCACGGAGAUGUCCGACCUUACCCGAGUGCCUGGGCCCAGCUAACGGUGGGAGGCACUACCCGGAGGCUAGUCGUCGGCCUGGCGCCCGGACUGGCCUAUCCUGUGAUUCUGGGGCGAGACUGGCCCUUAUUCGAAGAGGUCCUCCGGGCAACGCCGGGCUUGGCCGCUGAACCCCGGGAACCCCCGCCAGCGGCGGGGCAGGCCGGUGCGGAGAGUGAGGGAGAGGACCAAGGAGGUCAGAGGCCGCUGGAACAAACUCCCUCAGCACCUCGCUUCGAUACGGACUUUUGCCGCGACCAGCGAUCAGACCCGACGCUUAGCCGGGCCUAUCAACAACUUGCGGCCGUCGACGGCUCCGUGGUAGAUUCUCAUCGGGCCACGCAGUGGCCUCAUUUCGAGCUCCGGCGAGAUAGGCUCUACCGCAUCGAUCGAGACCCACGCACCCGUGAACCCUUGACGCAAUUGUUGGUACCCCGCUGUCACCGCAGGGCCGUGAUGCAGUUGGCCCACGAUGUGCCCGCCGCCGGGCAUCUGGGGCAAGAGAAGACCCUCGCCCGAAUCCUGACGCGGUUCUUUUGGCCUGGUAUUCAUCAAGAGGUGAAGCAAUAUUGUACCUCCUGUCCUGAGUGUCAGCUGGCCGCACCGCCUCGGGUCUGCAAGCUCCUGGGGGUGAAACAGCUGCGUACGUCAGUGUACCACCCACAGACCGACGGGCUGGUAGAGCGGUUCAACCGCACCCUUAAGGACAUGCUAAAAAAAUUUCCCCCUGAGGAAUUGCGGCACUGGGACCAGUUCCUACCACCCCUGCUUCUGGCCAUCCGGGAGGUUCCGCAAGCCUCAACUAAGUUCUCCCCCUUUGAACAGUUGUACGGGCGGAGGCCCCGCGGACUUUUAGAUUUGAUGCGGGAGACCUGGGAGGAGUCGGCCUCCCCAACCCAGGGCCUCCUCCAGUACGUCCACCAAUUACGGGAAUACCUGACCCAGGCCGGGACAGUAGCCCGGGAGAAUUUGCGGGCCGCCCAGGCGAAGCAGGAGCGGAACUAUAACCAGGAGGUCAGGGCCCGGACGUUCGCUCCUGGGGACCGGGUCCUACUGCUCCUUCCCUCCAGCGAGUCGAAGCUGUUGGCCCGUUGGCAGGGGCCCUAUGAGGUGGUGCGGCAAGUGGGACCCGUGACAUACGAAAUCCGCCAACCCGACCGACGGAAGAAGCUCCAGAUCUACCACGUUAAUCUGCUAAAGCCAUGGUGUGACCGAGAGGGCCUACUGAUCGACCCUUGCCCGCCCGAGCCCGAGCUGGGUCCGGACACGGCUGAGACGAAGGGCGUGGAGGAACCCCCGAUAGGCCCCUCGCUCACGGCAGAGCAGCGUAAGCAGGCUACAUGUCUCCUGCAGGCUUUCCAAAAAACCUUCACGGCCGCCCCAGGUUAUACAACCCGGGCCUGUCACACAAUUCUGACCGAGCCAGGGAAAACGAUCAGAGAAACCACCCGGCCUUUGCCGUACCGGAUGCGACAGGAGGUAGAAGAAGAAGUCCGAACCAUGUUAGCCUUGGGGGUCAUCGAGCCCUCCUGCAGUGAAUGGCGCAGCCCGGUGGUGCUGGUCCCCAAACCGGACGGUACGCGCCGAUUCUGUAUAGACUUCCGUCGGGUAAACGCCAUCUCGCGGUUUGACGCCUAUCCGAUGCCCAGGGUGGAUGAGCUCCUGGGCCGCCUGGGGGAAGCCCAAUUUAUCACCACCCUGGACCUGAGCAAAGGGUAUUGGCAGAUCCCCCUCGACGAAGCGUCCAAAGAAAAAACGGCCUUUGCUACCCCCUCAGGCCUUUAUCAAUUUAAUCGGAUGCCGUUCGGCCUCCAUGGGGCCCCUGCGACCUUCCAGCGGUUGAUGGACCACCUCUUGCGGCCUCACCAGGAGUAUGCGGCCGCCUACUUGGAUGAUGUGGUAAUCUACAGCCGCCACUGGGAAGAUCACCUCAACCGGGUCGCCGCGGUCCUACGAACCUUGCGGGAGGCGGGGUUGACCGCCAACCCUAAGAAAUGUAGGAUCGCAUGGCAGGAGACCACCUAUCUGGGCUACACGGUGGGAGGAGGACGAAUCAGACCCCUGGUAGGCAAGGUACAGGCCCUUGCGGACUGUCCCACGCCCACGACGAAGCGUCAAGUGCGGCAGUUCCUGGGGCUCGCCGGGUAUUACCGGCGGUUUAUUCCGCAGUUUGCCUCAAUUGCCGCACCCCUAACUGAGCUCCUCAAGAAAAAUAGUCCCCGACAGGUGCGCUGGACGGCCGAGUGCGAGGUGGCCUUCCAGACCCUGAAGGACCGCCUUUGCCAGGAACCAGUCCUGUACAGCCCGGACUUCGACAAGCCGUUUAUUCUACAGACAGACGCGUCUAAGACCGGCGUCGGGGCGGUCCUGUCGCAGGAUAUGGAGGGGGGGGAUCAUCCCGUGAUAUACCUCAGCCGGAAGCUAUUCCCCCGCGAGCGCAACUAUUCCGUGAUCGAGAAAGAAGCCCUAGCGGUGAAGUGGGCCUGUGACGCCCUCCGAUUCUUCCUCCUGGGUGCCCCCUUCACCCUCGUCACGGACCAUGCACCCCUCCAAUGGUUGAUGAGGAGUACUCCCAGGAUGGAGGUCUGUGCUAAAUCAGCUAUUCAGAGUGUUGGUUAUGGGGGAGAAGCUGAAGUAGCUGUUACUCAUGCAAAUAUGCAAAACUUUGCUGGGAACAAACUAGAAAAAGGAGCUAAUUAG
Mauremys mutica (yellowpond turtle) is the source of this 2859-nucleotide messenger RNA. RefSeq lists its product as uncharacterized. The record is from RefSeq and is a predicted model, not a curated record. The transcript has 4 exons. Bases 1 to 2859 code for a protein of 952 amino acids. Gene Ontology annotation, biological process: DNA integration. Gene Ontology annotation, molecular function: nucleic acid binding. Lineage: Eukaryota; Metazoa; Chordata; Testudines; Geoemydidae.